Portunus trituberculatus (swimming crab) is the source of this 1058-nucleotide messenger RNA. RefSeq lists its product as uncharacterized. NCBI's taxonomy places the organism in Eukaryota, Metazoa, Arthropoda, Malacostraca, Decapoda, Portunidae. The record is from RefSeq and is a predicted model, not a curated record. The transcript is spliced from 2 exons. The coding region runs from base 106 to 534 and encodes 142 amino acids.
GGGUUACCAUAUUUUUGUGGAGGUGAAGAAAGAAGCCCGUCGGUACCAAAUGUAAAAUGUAUCGCCAGCGCUCACGCAUGGAUAAAGGAUUUAGAAAAUAGAACAAUGACAAACUGGACAGACGAAGGGAGGAUAGAGUUGGCCAAGCAAUAUGCAUUAGACAGUGCAUAUACUCAUAUGACACACUGUGCAACGCAACAUAAAAAUGAUUGGGAUGAUGUGAGAAAAGCAUUCCUUGAUAUUUAUCCAGAGGAUAGAUCGCUUCCAAGCCUGAUCAGUGAAUUGUCAUCAGUAACUCGACAGCCCAGAGAAACCAUAACAGAGCUCUAUAUCAGAGUAGAAGGGAUUGUGGCAAAAUUAGAAAGCAUGAAACCCACAGACUGUGGGGCUAUGCAUGGGAUACGUUCAAGCCUGGGAUGUACCCCAAAGCUCACCUCCUCAACAAGGGAUGAGUUUCUCCCAAGACCAUCAACUACUUGUAACUGGACAAGCUUAUGUGGUGCCUUUUUUGUUGAAAUUGGAGGAUAUCUAUGAGCCAAUUAAAAAAGCCAUCAAUAUCACUCAGAAUAUAAUAUAUAAUUUAGAUAAAAUUGCAGGAGAUGAUUUUAUCAUCAAUCAGAAUAUGAUAUAUAAUUUAGAUGAAAUUGAGGGAGAUGAUUUUAUCUUGUUUACCUCUUUGAUUUCUCAGCAUAUCCUGGCUUUUCAAGAAAGAUUAAAAAAUUUGCAUGCUUCAAUGCAGGAUUUCCUAAUGCAUAUUGUGGCCAAUGACAUUCCUCAACCUAGAAGAAAAAAAGGGGAGCAAUAAAUUUUAUAGGAUCUUUUGCAAACACAUUAUUUGGGACUGCUACACAAGAUCAAGUUGAUAUUAUUCAUAAAAGAUUACAAUCGUUAGACUCCUUCACAGAAGAGGAAAGAAAACUCCUCAAUGUUCAUUCCCAUGUUAUCAAUGUCACUCUCAAUGAACUAACAAAUGUUCAUCAAACAUUGGAAAAACUAGAAACUGCUACCCGUGUUACUAAGACCCUUAUGACUAAGAUGGAAAAACAUAUAGAAAAUAA